Molecule: messenger RNA, 905 nt
Organism: Xenia sp. Carnegie-2017
Lineage: Eukaryota; Metazoa; Cnidaria; Anthozoa; Malacalcyonacea; Xeniidae
Product: probable 28S ribosomal protein S10, mitochondrial
Exons: 5
Coding region: 197-664 (155 amino acids)
Biological process (GO): translation
Cellular component (GO): ribosome; mitochondrion; mitochondrial small ribosomal subunit
Molecular function (GO): structural constituent of ribosome
Source: RefSeq, a predicted model, not a curated record
UGCGCAUGCGCAACGCUAUCUCCUAAACUGCUGGUGCUACGGCGAUGAUCGUUAGAUCUUGUUCUAUUUAGUCCAGACUUAGUGUAACCAUUAACCACCUGUGUACUACUCUCAUUUAAGCGGGUAUUUGGUGGUUUUUUGAAACGGCCAGCUGCAUGAUUAUUAUUUUCAGAUGUCAUAGUCAUUCUGUAUAUUAAUGAUCAAUCAAAGAACUUUUUUCCACAUUGCAAAAUACACUACUGGUAAACAUUGGAAAAGGGGACAACCUUUGGUACCACAAGAUGAUGCUGUUGAUAGAAGAAAUUAUGCCAAUGUUUUAAUUAAACUUUAUGGGUAUGAUCCUGCAACUUUGACAAGUUUUCAUCGAUUUGUUGAUCAAGCUGCAAAGAACAUGAAAUUCAAUGUGACGAAAAAGUUUAAUUUAACUACGAAAGCAUUUACAGUCACACUUGCAAACACACCUCAUUAUUUCAAUGAGAAUAAAAUGCAGUACCACUUAAAAGAACAUGGACGACUGAUUCAGGUUGAAUCACUUCCCACAGAAACUGCUGACAUAUUCCUUCAGUAUAUCAGAAAGAAUAUCCCUGCUGGCAUUUCAGUUCAAAUGGAACUGAAAAAAUGGCAAGAUUUUGUUUCUCCCCAAGGAACUGGUGAGGCUACUUAAUGAUGUGUAGUGACAAAGCUUGUAUGUAAGCUUUUUGAUUUGAACAAGUUUAGAUUUUGGAAAUUUCUUUGUGAUAAAAUUAGUGACUAAUAAAUGAUUAAUGUACAUCAUUAUAAAUGCACCUAAUUUACUAUUUAUGUGCUUUAGUUAGAAUUUAGAAAGUUGUUUGUUCUGUCAUAAAAGUCGAUUCUUUAAAAGCAUGCAACUUCUUGACUUGCAAUGCCAUAUAUUUUGAUUUUCA